AUGAACCGUUAUACAGAUGAUUUUUCUACUGAUCCAAAAAUUUUGGGAGAUCAUUUGAAGUUCAAUUCCGGUAGAGAAGCCCAGAAUCGAUUUCUGAAAGCGGCGCUGACUGAAAGAUUAUCCACGUUUGAUCCACAAAAUUUGACGAAACACGGAUUGCCAACUCAAAAGCUUUUGAAUACAUAUGAAAGAUGGGGACAAGGUGGAUUUGGUGUUGUUUUGACUGGAAAUGUUAUUGUUGAUUCAGUAAGUUCGUUUUAAAAAUUUGUUUGUUUGUUCAAAAUUAAAUUUGUUUUAGACACACUUGGAAUAUGCUGGAAAUGCUAUCAUUUUCAAAGAAGGUGACAGUGAAGAACGUCGUGAACUUUAUAAAAAAUGGUCCUCUAAUAUUAAAAAAGAUGGAACAUUGGCGAUUGUUCAAUUAUCUCAUGGUGGAAGACAAACACCAAUUGCUAUCCAACCACACCCAUUUAGUGCUUCCGAUGUUCAAUUAGUGACAAAUCCACCAAAUCAUGGAAAACCGAUUGCAUUGACUAUUGAACAAAUUCAAACUGAGGUGAUCGAUAGAUUUGCUUAUGCAGCCAAGUUUGCAUAUGAAACUGGAUUUGAUGGAAUUGAAUUGCAUGGAGCACAUGGAUAUUUGUUAUCACAAUUUACUUCGCCUACAACUAAUAAGAGAACUGAUAAAUAUGGAGGAAGUUUGGAAAAUCGAUUGAGAAUUAUUCUCGAGAUCUAUGAUGCGAUUAGAAAGCAAGUUCCAAAAGAGUUUAUCGUUGGAAUCAAAACAAAUUCAGUCGAGUUCCAAUCAGAGGGAACUACUGUAGAAGAUGCGAAAGAAAUUUGUAAACGAUUGGAAGAAAAGGGAUUUGAUUUUGUUGAGUUAUCAGGGGGGACUUAUGAGAAAUUUCAAUUUGAGCACCAACGAGAAUCAACUAUAAAACGUGAAGCAUUUUUCAUCGAAGUUGCUGAAACUAUCAGACCAGUUUUCAAAAACACUGUUGUUUAUUUGACUGGUGGAUUCCGAACAACAAAAGCAAUGGUUGAAGCAGUGAGUUCAGAUGUAACUCAGGGAAUUGGACUUGGUCGACCAAUCACAGCUGAACCUGAUCUUCCCAAAAAGAUUCUUGCAAAAACAGUAGCAUCCGCGCCGAAAAACGCGUUUGAUCCAAAUAAUUUCACACACAGUCUUUUUGGAUGCAUUACUCAAAUGGAACAGAUGGGAAGAAUCUCUUUAGAAGCACAUCCAGAAAUUGAGUAAGUUUUUGAUUUUUAAAAUCAACAAACACUGGUAUCAAGACUGAAAUUUACAAUUUUUCAUGAAACAUUUAUAUUUUUCAGCAUCAUGACGGAUAUUAGUGAUUUCACAAAUACCGAGACAGCAAAUCGAUACCUGGAAGUUUUUAAGGAUUAUAUCACAAAUCGGAAUAUUGACAAAUCUAAAGAUUUUGGUCUUCUAGUAUUUGAUUAA
This is a messenger RNA of Caenorhabditis angaria, 1468 nucleotides long. The record is from the annotation of a GenBank genome assembly. NCBI's taxonomy places the organism in Eukaryota, Metazoa, Nematoda, Chromadorea, Rhabditida, Rhabditidae.